Sitophilus oryzae (rice weevil) is the source of this 774-nucleotide messenger RNA. RefSeq lists its product as uncharacterized. Lineage: Eukaryota; Metazoa; Arthropoda; Insecta; Coleoptera; Curculionidae. The transcript has 2 exons. Bases 1 to 774 code for a protein of 257 amino acids. The record is from RefSeq and is a predicted model, not a curated record.
AUGUCUUCCACUGAAACCACUUUCGGUGUUAUGGCAGAGUUUCCUCCCUUCGCUAAUAAUGUUACUUCUGGUGUCAUAAGGGUCCUAUCUGUGAGAUUCACCACGGUUCGAGCAGACCGGUACUUACACAAACUAUCAAAUCACCAUCCAAGCCAAAAACAGGGGAUUAUCGGAACAUUAGCUAAUAGGGCAAGACGUAUCUGUGCUAAUGAACACAUCCAAGAGGAACUCAGCCAUUUAAAUAAAGCCUUUCUUGCCAAUGGCUAUAAUGACAGAGAAUUAAAGGCGGCGCUGGUACAUAGGCAGAGGAGACCUGACGUCAAUGAACAGAAAAACGUCAUUAAUAAGGCCUUCCUUCCAUAUGUUUCCCAGGUCACCGAUAGGAUUGGUAAAGUUCUCAAGAAGCAUAACAUCAAAACCAUAUACAAACCUACCCGGAAAAUAAGGGACUGCUUAAGACCAGCCAAAGACAAAAGAGAACCAUUAUCGUCUGCAGGGAUCUACCGUAUACCUUGUUCCUGCGGUAGCGUAUAUAUUGGAACUACCAAACGCUCAGUAGGAACGAGACUUACGGAACACAAGAGAAACUGCAGAUUAGGGCAAACAGAGAAGUCAGCUGUAGCAGAACAUGCUCCAAGAGAUGGUGACUACAAAAUCCAAUUCGAAGACACCCAAGUCAUUACCACAACAUCUGGAUAUCAUCCUCGUCUGGUCAGAGAAGCUGUUGAAAUUCACAAACAUCCAAAUAAGGAAGGAAGAAACUUUCUACCUUAA